Molecule: messenger RNA, 3178 nt
Organism: Varanus komodoensis (Komodo dragon)
Lineage: Eukaryota; Metazoa; Chordata; Lepidosauria; Squamata; Varanidae
Product: NADPH--cytochrome P450 reductase
Exons: 16
Coding region: 173-2209 (678 amino acids)
Biological process (GO): response to hormone
Cellular component (GO): cytosol
Molecular function (GO): FMN binding; NADPH-hemoprotein reductase activity; flavin adenine dinucleotide binding
Source: RefSeq, a predicted model, not a curated record
GGAGCGCAGAGGCAGGAAAAGGUAGCUCAAAGUCAAGUGCACGGGGUGGAUCCUUGGCGCUUCCUGUGGACUUUACGACCUGACAUCAACCGAAUUGCACAAGGACAAGUGGUCGACUGGGUUCAUCGAAAGGACUUUCAAACGGCAACCUCUGAGCAGUUCUUCCACUGUCAUGGAGUCAGCAUCGCCCAAGGAUGACUCUUCUUCCGCAAAGAGCACGGAGACGUCGUUCUCCUUUGGCAUGGUGGAUGUGUUCCUCUUCUCCGUCAUCAUUGGCCUCCUGUCCUACUGGUUCUUCUUCCGCAAGAAGAAAGAGGAGAUCCCAGAAUUUGCGAAGAUCCAGACACCGGUGGGCGCACAAUCGACAAAUGAGGGCAGUUUCAUUGAAAAGAUGAAAAAGACGGGAAAAAACAUUGUGGUUUUCUAUGGCUCCCAGACUGGGACCGCCGAAGAGUUUGCCAACCGCCUGGCCAAGGACUCCCAGCGCUAUGGCAUGCGCGGAAUGUCAGCCGACCCAGAGGAGUACGACCUGUCUGACCUGAGCCGCCUCUCUGAGAUCGAGAAGGCCCUGGCGGUUUUCUGCAUGGCCACCUACGGAGAAGGAGACCCCACGGACAACGCCCAGGACUUCUACGACUGGCUGCAGGAGAGCGACUCCGACCUCUCGGGCAUUAAAUAUGCGGUGUUUGGACUGGGAAACAAGACCUACGAGCAUUUCAAUGCGAUGGGGAAGUAUGUGGACCAGCGGCUGGAGGAGCUGGGUGCCCAGCGGAUCUUCGAGCUCGGCCUCGGGGAUGACGACGGAAACUUGGAAGAGGAUUUCAUCACGUGGCGUGAGCAGUUCUGGCCGGCCGUGUGCGAGCACUUCGGGGUGGAAGCCACGGGAGACGAGUGCAGCAUUCGGCAGUAUGAACUGGUUGUGCACACGGACAUCAGCGCAAGCAAGGUCUACACCGGCGAAAUGGGCCGCCUCAAGAGCUACGAGAACCAGAAACCGCCUUUUGAUGCCAAGAACCCGUUCCUGGCGCCCGUGUCGGUGAACCGCAAAUUGAACCAAGGAGGCGAGCGGCACCUGAUGCACCUGGAACUGGAUAUCACUGGAUCAAAAAUCAGGUACGAAUCGGGAGACCACAUCGCUGUGUACCCAGCCAACGACACGUCGCUGGUGAACCAGCUGGGCGAAAUCCUCGGUGCUGAUUUAGAUACAGUCAUCUCCCUGAACAAUCUGGACGAGGAGUCCAACAAGAAGCAUCCGUUCCCGUGCCCUACCUCGUACCGCACCGCCUUGACGCACUACCUGGACAUCACGAACCCGCCACGCACCAACGUCCUCUACGAGCUGGCGCAGUAUGCCACGGACCCCAGCGAGCAGGAGAGGAUGCGCCAAAUGGCCUCCUCCUCCGCGGAAGGGAAGGCCCUGUACGUCAGCUGGGUGGUCGAGCCCCGGAGGAACAUCCUGGCCAUCUUGCAGGACAUGCCCUCCCUGCGGCCCCCGAUCGACCACGUCUGCGAGCUGCUGCCCCGCCUGCAGGCCCGCUACUAUUCCAUCGCCUCCACCUCCAAGGUGCAUCCAAACUCUGUCCACAUUUGUGCGGUGGUGGUGGAGUACACAACCAAAACGGGCCGCGUCAACAAGGGCGUGGCAACCAACUGGCUGAAGAACAAGGAGCCCAACGAGAACGGCCACAAGUCGCCGGUGCCCAUGUAUGUCCGGAAGUCCCAGUUCCGUCUGCCCUUCAAAUCCAGCACACCAGUCCUCAUGGUCGGACCCGGCACGGGGAUCGCACCCUUCAUGGGCUUCAUCCAGGAGCGGGGCUGGCUUAAGCAGCAGGGCAAGGAGGUGGGCGACACGGUGCUGUACUACGGCUGCCGGCACAAGGAGGAGGACUACCUGUACAAGGACGAGCUGGCCCAGUUCCUCCGGGACGGCGCCCUCUCGCAGCUCAACGUGGCCUUCUCCCGGGACCAGCCCCAGAAGAUAUAUGUGCAGCACCUGCUCAAGCAGAACAAGGAGAGCGUGUGGAAGCUGAUCCACGAAGGGAACGGACACAUCUACGUGUGUGGCGACGCCCGCAACAUGGCGCGGGAUGUGCAGAACACCUUCUACGAGAUCGUGGCCGAGCUCGGCAAGAUGAGCCAGCAGCAGGCCGUGGACUACGUGAAGAAGCUGAUGACUAAGGGCCGCUACUCCCUGGACGUCUGGAGCUAGGGGCCGGCAGGCGUGCCGCGCCGGGGAGGGGCUUCCACGGUGGCCAGGAAAGGACCCCUGGCCCUGCCGGGGGGAGGCGGGCCGGCUUCUGCGCGUGCCGCGUCUUGGCUCCCAUGCCUUCCCUUUGCCACUGUGCCCCAGAGGAGUCCCUCGGGCGCCGCCUCCCCGGGAAGUCGGGCGGCAUCAAGUGACUCCAAGCGCCAGAGGACUCCGGCCCCCUCCCCCCUCCGCUGCCGAGGGGCCUCUGGGCGGACGCACAUCCCCUGCCCCUUCUCUGCACAGCAGAUGCUGCCGCCAGCGGAACGCCGUCCGUCCGCCUCGGCUUGCACGCUGCAAAGGCCCUUCUCCUCUCCUCCCCUCCCUCCCUCCCUCGGCCUGCUCUGGCGGACUUGGUGCCUCGCGGGGACUUUUGCCACAGCCACGGAGCGGCUCUUGCGUGGCACGUUCCCGAUGUGGCUGGCACCUGUGCUGCUGGGAUCACGGGGGACUGUGGGGAGCAGAUGGGCAAUGGCCGUGGCGUGGGGGAGCUGGGCGGGCGCGAGGGAUCGUGCAGCACCAGUGUGGGGGAGAGCUGCCACGGAAGCAGCCAGCCAGGCGGAAUCCUCACCCUCCUCUGUGCUCCGAGUGGCGGCAGUAAUCUGGGCUGGGCGCCUCCGUCUAGGCCGGGAGAAGCCCUCCUGCAGCCCCCUUCCCUUCUGUGGGGAUGCCUCUUCCUGACAGGCGAGUUCUAAGCCAGUGCCGUGGGCCUCGGCCCCUUUUCCUUGCUGGGUGAGGUGCGGGUGCUGUCCUCACCGUGGGCAUCCCAGGCCGGGCCCGAGUGGGACAGUAGCGCGGUGCCCGUCUUGGCACGUCUCUUGCCACCACUGAACGACCCGUGCGCGCUUGGGCAUCGGCUGAGCAGGGUGUCCACGGAAUGUACAUAAUUUUAAAGAGGCUUGCUCUUGGAAUAAAGCAAUCCCUGAGUCUUUU